Molecule: messenger RNA, 1199 nt
Organism: Abrus precatorius (Indian licorice)
Lineage: Eukaryota; Viridiplantae; Streptophyta; Magnoliopsida; Fabales; Fabaceae
Product: E3 ubiquitin-protein ligase CSU1
Exons: 3
Coding region: 80-994 (304 amino acids)
Cellular component (GO): nucleus
Molecular function (GO): ubiquitin protein ligase activity
Source: RefSeq, a predicted model, not a curated record
AUCGACAUCUGUAACUAUUUGAAAACCCUAGAAGAGGAUUUGACGAUCUGAAAAUUGAAGAUUACGAUUGGGGGAAGAGAUGCCUCAGAGACACUCGAAGAACAACAACGAUCUCGCGUUCUUCACGUACGAUGAGAAGCGGAAACUUGGUUAUGGGACGCAGAAGGAGAGGCUGGGGAAGGACUCCAUUAAGCCUUUCGAUGCUUGCUGCCUCUGCCUCAAAUCCCUAAUCGACCCAAUGAGCUGCCACAAAGGCCAUCUCUUCUGCAAAGAGUGCAUUCUCGAGUGCUUGUUGUCUCAGAAGAAAGACAUUCAAAGGAAGCUUGUGGCCCAUGCUGCUCAGCAGAAACAUGAAAAAGAAGAGGAGGAAGAGAGAUUGAUGUUGCAAAAGGCUAAAGAGCUUGAUGCAUUUGAUCAGCAAAAUCAUGGUGCUGUACCCCAAUACAGUGAUAGAAAUUAUGGCCGUGAUAAGAACGGUUUCCAUGGGGCAAACAGUGUGAAGGUUACAUCCUAUGAAGAGGAAGCCCUUCGGACAAUGAAGGCAUUUUGGCUGCCUUCUGCUACGCCUGAAUCUUCUGUUAAAGUAGAAGCACCUUCUACCAGUACUAUUUGUCCAGAAGGCAAGGAGAAACUAAAGUUAAAGACACUUUUUCCUGUCCAUUUUACUGAAGAUACCAGUGAGCAGAAAAAAUCCAAGGCUCUUGACAGGACCUACAUUUGUCCUAGCUGCAAAGUUACUCUCACCAACACAAUGUCGCUUGUGGCCCUUAGUUCAUGUGGGCAUAUAUUUUGCAAGAAAUGUGCUGACAGAUUUAUGGCUGUUGAUAAGGUUUGUCUUGUUUGCAACAAGGCGUGUAAAGAGAGAAAUUUGGUGAAUUUGGAGAAGGGAGGGACAGGCUUUGCUGGUCAUGGGGAUCAUCUCCAAGCCACAGACUUCAAGCAUUUGGGAAGCGGUACUGGUUUAGGCCUGGUUAGACCUGCCAUGAAGACUUGACGCUCUCUUGAUUUAGCUGGUCAAGUGUAUGCUAGAUGAUACUGCAUUCAGGAGAAGAAACUUGUGAACUAACUUCUCUUGACGAGUUUACCAUGUUACCGUGCUGUACUCGUCAAUAUCUGUCUUAUCUUUGAUGUUCUACAAAGUUUGUAUUAUUCUUACUGCUUUUUUUGCUUACCCAAGUUAAACCUUGAUAAUGUGAAAA